Messenger RNA from Spinacia oleracea (spinach), 2608 nucleotides. RefSeq names its product phospholipase D alpha 4. The record is from RefSeq and is a predicted model, not a curated record. Gene Ontology annotation, cellular component: plasma membrane. Lineage: Eukaryota; Viridiplantae; Streptophyta; Magnoliopsida; Caryophyllales; Amaranthaceae. The coding region runs from base 146 to 2416 and encodes 756 amino acids. Gene Ontology annotation, molecular function: D-type glycerophospholipase activity; calcium ion binding. The transcript is spliced from 4 exons. Gene Ontology annotation, biological process: phospholipid catabolic process; phosphatidylcholine metabolic process.
UGAUAACUAGUUCUCAUCUCUUAAAUACCCGCAUUAAAAACUUCACUUCUCUCUCUCUCCCUCUCCCUCUCCCUCUCCCUCUCCAUUCCAUCUAUCUCUCACUGUCACAGAGACGCCCGUUCUCUAGAAAGAGGGUGCUUUCGAGAUGGAAGGCAAGAAGUUUCUCCAUGGGACAUUGGAAAUCACGGUCUUUCAUGCAACACCUUACGCAUCAUCCUUUCCUUUCAGUUGUUUAUCAGGAAGCGGUAGACCAGCAUAUGUGACAAUCAAGAUAGGCCAACACAAAAUGGCAAACACAACAAGCGAACGAGACCGGAUUUGGAACCAGACCUUUCAAAUCCUCUGUGCUCAUCCCAUUGACUCAACCAUCACAAUUACUGUCAAAACCAAGUGCUCCGUCCUGGGGAAGAUACAAUUUGAGGCACAUCAGAUUGUCACUCAAGCAAGCCUGAUAAAUGGCUUCUUUCCUUUGCUCUCUGAAGAUGGGAAGCCCAAACAAAAGUUAGGGCUCCAAUUCAUCUUAUGGUUCAAGCCAGCAGAUUUGGAGCCUAGCUGGGGAAAGUUAAUUUAUGGUGGUGACUUCAAGGGCCUAAGAAAUGCAACAUUUCCGCAACGAUCCAAUUGCAGUGUUACACUUUAUCAUGAUGUCCACCAUCAUAGUUCUUUCCAACCACCAUUGCCUGGUCAUAACAUUCCCCGAAACCUAUGGGAGGAUGUAUAUAAGGCCCUUGAGGGAGCAAAACAUUUGAUUUAUAUUGCAGGAUGGUCAUUCAAUCCCAAGAUGGUGCUGGUUCGAGAUCCUCAAACAGAAAUUCCACGUGCAAGAGGAGUGGAACUCGGAGAAUUGCUCAGACAGAAAGCAGAAGAAGGUGUAACAGUGAGAAUUAUGCUAUGGAAUGACGAAACAUCCAUACCUCUCAUUAAAAACAAAGGCUUGAUGAAGACUCACGAUGAAGAUGCAUUCGCCUACUUCAAGAACACUAGGGUAAUAUGCAGAUUAUGCCCAAGAUUACACAAUAAAUUUCCCACAUUCUUCAGCCAUCACCAGAAGACUAUAACUGUAGACACUAGGGUAGAAAACUCCCCAAGAAAUAGGGAACUAAUGAGCUUCAUAGGUGGCGUAGAUCUCUGUGAUGGUCGCUAUGAUACUGAACAACACUCCCUAUUUCGUACGCUGAACACGGAAUUCCAUGCCCAUGAUUUCUACCAAACAAAUAUUGCAGGUGCUAGCCUUAACAAAGGUGGACCAAGAGAGCCAUGGCAUGAUGCACAUGCUUGUAUAACAGGGGAAGCAGCCUGGGAUGUUCUUACCAACUUUGAGCAAAGAUGGACUAAGCAAUGUGACCCUUCUCUACUAAUCCCAGCAAGCGCCAUAGAGAAUCUCAAUAAGCCUUCUCCUCCAAGCGACUCUGACAGAAAUUGGAAAGUGCAGGUUUUUCGGUCCAUUGAUCAUUUCUCUGCAAGUCCAUUGUCAAACAAAGUUAGCACUGAGAAGAGCAUCCAUGAAGCCUAUGUAGAGGCAAUCAGGAAAGCAGACAAAUUCAUAUACAUAGAGAAUCAGUAUUUCAUUGGAGGGUGCAGUUCAUGGGAGAAAGAUCAGAACAGUGGAUGCAGAAAUUUGAUCCCAAUUGAAAUAGCACUCAAGGUGGUUAAUAAAAUCAAGGCCCGAGAAAGAUUCUCAGUCUAUGUAGUGAUGCCAAUGUGGCCAGAAGGAAUACCAGAGAGUGAAAGUGUGCAGGAUAUAUUACACUGGACAUGGGAGACCAUGACAACAAUGUACAGAUUAAUAGGACAGGCAAUAAAAGAAACAGGGGAGCAAGCACACCCUAGAGACUACUUAAACUUUUUCUGCCUUGCUAACAGGGAGAAAAAAGGCGAAGGAGAGUUUGCUCCUCCAUUUUCUCCUAGCCACUCAACGUCGUACUGGAGUGCCCAAACACAUAGAAGGUCCAUGGUCUACGUCCACUCCAAGCUAAUGAUAGUGGAUGAUACAUACAUUUUAAUAGGAUCUGCAAACAUAAACCAGAGAUCCCUGGAUGGGGCAAGAGACACAGAGAUUGCAAUAGGAUGCUACCAAACCAGAAUAAACGACGAGAACCAAAAACAGAACGAAGAGAUUUAUGCAUAUCGGAUGUCUCUGUGGUACGAGCACACAGGAAAACUUGAAAAGGAAUUUGACGAGCCACAUCGUUUGGAAUGCGUGGACAGAAUGCGUUCAAUAGGGGAGCAGAUGUGGAAGAUCUACAGCGAAGAAGAGGUUGUGGACAUGGAAGGUGUACAUCUGGUAUCUUAUCCUGUGAAUGUGCAAAAAGAUGGUUGCCUAGAAGAACUAGCAAGCUGCAAUUACUUUCCUGAUACACAAACUCCAGUUCAGGGAAGGAGAUCGAAAGUUCUGCCAUCAAUUUUCACCACAUGAAGAAGUGAACAGAUAAUUGAUACACAGCAUAUUUUAAGUUUGUCUUAAAACAAGACGGGAAUACUGGACAUAUUGACAAAUUUCAUGGUAGAAUACACAUCCAACAAAGUAGAAGUAUUCAAUAAAAUGUUCAAAGAACAAGAUUGUAAUUUGUGCAUACGAAAUGCAGAGAUCUUAACAAGUUGAGGAUCA